AACCUAGGUGACUAAUCCGGGUAAAUAAAUAAUCCCUGUCGACUAAUCCAUUUAUAUUCGUCUCUUGGUUCGAAUGAAUGGUGUCAUGUCGGUGUGAGGAGCGGAGCAAGGAGGAGGAGUAAAAGCGCUUUCAAUGAAGCUGCAAUUAGUGCCUGGGCGGCGGGCCAAAUGACUCCAGUCCCUCAAGCGAAUGUAGAACCCGAGUCUUAGCCAGACCGGCGAACGCCUCGCUCGGUUGAAGCCACGACAUGGCCGUCUAUCAGCGGAAGCGACUCAAACUUUUCCUCGGCGGCGCUGCCUUCUUGGCCUUUCUUUUCAUCUACUUGCGGGACUUCCCCGAAGAACUCGACCUUCCCGCCGCCACUAAAGAGCCUCGCGAGGCGCACGAGCCGGACCCGAGGAGACCGGUGUACGAGAAACCCCCGUCGGACCCGAACGCCCCCGGCGCACUGGGCAAGCCCGUGAAGUUAACGCUGAACGCCGAGGAGAAGCGAAAGGAGGAAGAGAGCAUCUCCAAGCAUAAACUCAACAUCUACGUCAGUGAUAUGAUCUCACUGCAUCGACGCCUGCCUGAGAGGCGGAACCCGCUCUGCCGUGACGUGCGUUACGACUACCGCUCCCUGCCGACCACUUCGGUGGUGAUUGCCGUCUACAACGAAGCCUGGUCCACCCUGCUCAGGACGGUCCACAGCGUUCUGGAGACGUCACCCGACAUCCUGCUCAAGGAGCUGAUCCUCGUUGACGACUACAGCGACCAAGCCCACUUGAAGGAGCCUUUGGAGAAGUACUUGUCCGGCUUGCGGAAGGUGCGUCUGAUCCGUGCCACCAAGCGGGAGGGCCUGGUGCGAGCCCGCCUGCUGGGGGCCUCGUUCAGCACUGGCGACGUACUGACUUUCCUGGAUUGCCACUGCGAGUGCCACGAAGGCUGGUUGGAGCCUCUUCUCCAAAGGGUCAAGGAGGAGCCGACGGCCGUGGUGUGUCCCAUCGUCGACUCCAUCAAGUGGGACACUUUUGAAUAUUUGGGCAACGCGGGCGACCCUCAAAUUGGCGGCUUCGACUGGAACAUGGUCUUCAGGUGGAACCAUAUCCCAGAUCAUGAGAAGAAACGGCGCAGGUCACCCAUCGAUGUCAUCAGGUCUCCCACGAUGGCCGGCGGUUUGUUUGUUGUCAGCAAGAGCUAUUUCGCCUACUUGGGCACAUAUGACACAGGCAUGGAGGUGUGGGGAGGAGAGAAUCUGGAAUUCUCCUUCCGGAUCUGGCAGUGCGGCGGCAGCCUGGAGAUCCACCCGUGCUCCCACGUGGGCCACGUCUACCCCAAGUCCCCGCCAUACUCGCGCAAGACGGCGCUGGCCAACAGCGUGCGCACCGUCGAAGUUUGGAUGGACCACCAAAAGGAAUUUUACUACAACCGCAACCGCCAUGCCCGAAAGGAAAGUUUUGGAGACGUGUCGGAACGCCAUCAACUGCGGAAGAAGCUGGGCUGUAAAAACUUCCAGUGGUACCUGGACAAUAUUUACCCUGAGUUCUAUGUCCCCAGAGAUCAGCCGGGAUUUUUCGGAAAUCUGGAAAGUGCGGGAGAGGUUGGUUUUUGUUUGGACUACAACUCUGAAAGCAAGAACAAAAGAGUGAUUUUGUAUCAUUGCCAUGGAAUGGGCAAUAACCAGUUCUUCGAGUACUCGUCGGACGGCGCCCUCCAUUACAGCAUGGGCACCACCUGCUUGGAAGGUGACAACAUCAGCACCUACCUGACGGUGCGGCCGUGCGCCAAUCCCACCAAACCCGUACUCGCGCAGCAGAAGUUCGAUCUCAGGGAGGACGGCAGCCUGCUGCACGUGGACAGCCUGAAGUGCGUGGAAGCACUCGACCAGACGGAUGACGAUAUUCCCGCACCGUCCCUGCGGCCGUGCUCGGGUAGCCCGCGCCAGAAGUGGACCUUUGUCUCCAUGUGAUGCUACAGUUCAAAUUCACCUUUUGAUACAUCACAGCUUUUGGGUUGUUUUUU
Molecule: messenger RNA, 2002 nt
Organism: Hippocampus comes (tiger tail seahorse)
Lineage: Eukaryota; Metazoa; Chordata; Actinopteri; Syngnathiformes; Syngnathidae
Gene: galnt12
Product: UDP-N-acetyl-alpha-D-galactosamine:polypeptide N-acetylgalactosaminyltransferase 12
Exons: 10
Coding region: 249-1949 (566 amino acids)
Biological process (GO): protein O-linked glycosylation
Cellular component (GO): Golgi apparatus
Molecular function (GO): polypeptide N-acetylgalactosaminyltransferase activity
Source: RefSeq, a predicted model, not a curated record